Messenger RNA from Colletotrichum phormii, 1427 nucleotides. RefSeq lists its product as uncharacterized. The transcript is spliced from 2 exons. The coding region runs from base 406 to 1071 and encodes 221 amino acids. The record is from RefSeq and is a predicted model, not a curated record. NCBI's taxonomy places the organism in Eukaryota, Fungi, Ascomycota, Sordariomycetes, Glomerellales, Glomerellaceae.
GGGGGGGCGGGGGGCGGUGAAGAGUAAGAUCUCGGUUGAACGUUGACGAGGUGAGGUUGAGACUGGGAGGUAGAGCACGUGGAAAACAAUUGUGGCUGUUUUGUGCAGCCGAGGAAAAUAGGAAUCUGAGGUAGAGUCGUGCCUUCCCAAGCAGUUCGACGAGACCCAGGUGUUUCUUUCUCCCCCCCCCUCCUCCCCCUCACUCCUCGGACAGCUUCUUUCCCACACACCUUACGUUUUCGCACGACUUUUUCGCUUCUUCUCACUCUAUACCUGGCACCCAUACCCCUCCAUCAACAUCAAGCAUUUCGAUAUUAACCGCCGAGGAGAGGACUCCGCGUCGGAAACACAGGACCAAGUCAGAUCAACGAGCGCAUUCCAGCCAAACUAUUUCACCCGGUCAACAUGGACGCUUUAGAAGCCGCUUUAGAAGCCGAACUCGAAUCUGACAACCGGCGAACCAAUAUCAUGCCACGGCGCUGGAGGUUGCCGGCCGAUCAGAGACGAGUUCGGCCCAGCAGAUCAGAGGACGUGGAUAUGAGCGAACUAGCACAGGCUCGCAGGGCAAAAUAUAAAGAGUUGAUGCGAAAGAAGAAAGAGGAAGCAGAGGCAACAGCGGCAUCAUCAUCCCGCGCCCGAGUCGACAACAUCGAUGAUCCCACCCAAACCUCCAACAACGCCCCAGGCGCCACUGCUGCACACAACGGCCAGCAAGCCACCGGUAGUCACAACAACAAGCGCAAGCACGACGAGCCUUCCGAGCGGUCGCGAAAGAGGAGAGGCGCGCCAGCUGCCGCCAGCGCGGAGCCGAUCGGAGGAGGGCCGGCCGAAUCUCUAAAGGCUAGAUUCACGACAGCUACAGAUCAGUUCUGGAAAGCAGAAGAGGAGAGGAACCAAGCGAAUGCAGACAAGCUAGAGGCGUCUGAGCGGAAGUGCGAAGAGCUUCUUCAGAAAAUCGCGGAGAUGACCCAGGACAGGGCGACGCAAGCCCGGAGGAUCGCAGAGAUGGCACAGGAAAACGCAAGGCUGGCGCAGGAAGUCGCGACGCUCAAAGCCAACCCACGCAUCUGAACGCAGUGAGGACGCGUCGGGAUAAGUAUUCUCGACACAUGUGGGCUGUACAGUUGGACGAGUUCGAUUUCGGCGUACAUACAAUAUGCCAUCAAGAUCAGAAACACAUACAGUGUAUCCACAGGAGGCUCACCUAGCAUCGCAUCGCAAUCUUCACACAGAAGAUUAAAUAGAGAUGUGCAUGAUGGCUGAGCUGUACAUAGCUUGACUAUGUGAUAUCUGACGAGUUACAAACAGUGGCUUUUCGACGAAUGGGGCAUUGGAAAGGGAAGUGGUCUUCAAACAGUAGUCCACGGAGCCCGGUACGCCUCAUGGCAGUAUUUCCUAGCCUAAUCAAUGAGAUGGAUGUCAACGGC